Molecule: messenger RNA, 651 nt
Organism: Haemonchus placei
Lineage: Eukaryota; Metazoa; Nematoda; Chromadorea; Rhabditida; Trichostrongylidae
Source: the annotation of a GenBank genome assembly
GCCACGGGUGCUCUCCUGGAUUCGUUCGCUCAUCCGGGUGUAAGCGUCGGAGAGCCGGUUGGAGAGGAUCGCGAACGUAUGGUGCAGAUAUUCGUACGGCAGUUACUGCUUGCGCUCAAGCACCUUCAUGACAUGCGUAUUGCUCAUCUCGAUCUCCGACCGGAGACGAUCCUUCUGCAGGACAACAAGUUGAAACUAGCCGAUUUUGGGCAAUCAAGGAGACUACUACGUGGGCUGAUCACCGGAAAAAUUCAAGGAUCGCCAGAAUUCGUAUCACCAGAAAUUGUUCGUGGAUAUCCCCUAACAUUGGCAACGGAUAUGUGGAGUGCUGGUACUCUGACCUAUGUAUUACUAACUGGCAUCUCUCCGUUCCACGGUGAUAAUGACACCGAAACACUGGCAAAUGUAAGCAAUUGUGCUUAUUCUAUGAAGGGCGAUGAAUGGCGUGCAUUCACACCCGAAGCAGCUGAUUUCGUCAAACAUCUUCUUUUGGAAAUCCCAGGGGAAAGAAUGACCGUCGACGAGGCAUUGGAACAUCCAUGGCUAUCUGAUCCUUCCCUCAAGACGGCACCGCUAUCUGCCGAUAAACUUCGUGAAUUCAAGUAUCAGCAUAAAUGGCUGGUAAGGCAGUUGGUUCCAUUUUUUGUAUAA